GAUCAGAACCAACCAUCUCUGUUUUUUGUUUUAGAACAUAUAAAUUAACAUAAUGGAGUUCUCAACACUACUUGUAACCUUACUUUUUGUGAUAAGAUAUGUGUUUGGUGAUGCUGAUGUUGCUGGCAAUAUCAGUACAACCUUGAUGCCAUCAUCAAGUUCUUCAAGAACAGUAAAAGACGAUGUUAAAACUUCUGAUUUAACACAUCAAAAAAACUACGCCACAUCAAGAUCUGUUUUAACUCUUUCAAAAAGCUUGCUAAAACAAGCAUCACAAACAACUACCCAUUCAUUGUCAGUAAUACAUACAACAAGUUCUGUUGUAAACAACAAUUUGCAGACUUCUAUAUCAACUCAUAAAUUAACUCAAUUCACAAUUCCUACGACCUUAAGUCUUUUAACAACACAUGGUUUUACAAUAACUACAGCUACAUCUUCAUCAAAUUUUAAUGGCACUUCCAAUAUGGCUUCGUUUAAGAAAAUGGAAGUUUCAUCAACUUCCAAUGUUUCAGUAUCAACAAUAUUUGCUACCACUGAGCAAGUUUCAACUGAUAUAUCAUUCUCUUUGCCUUUCUCAAGCUCAAGUAUUAUUAUGUCAACAAGAAGCAACAUGUUAGCUGCAUCAUCAGAAUACACCACAAGUAUAAAGUCAUCCACAUUAAGAAUGGAAAGUAGUACUGCAUCACAAGUAAAUACAAGUCCUCAUAAAGAUAUGUCUACUCUGGUAAACAGUCAAUCCAUGAUAUCUGCUUUGCUAACUGCACAUGACAGUUUAUAUUCUACGCCAUCAUCAAGUGAAACAACAUUUUAUUUAACUAGUGGAGUUGUGCAGACGAGUCAGUCAGUGUUGGCUUCAAAUCCGUCUUCAGCAGUUGUUGCAACCUCCUCAUCAGUCUCCAAGAGUCGUGGUGUAACAUACAGUCAACAGAUUUCAUCCGCUUUUACCACAAGCUCAAACACCAGUUAUAGGAUGAUGUUAUUUAGCAGUUUUAUUCCAGCAAGCUCUAAGGUUUCAGUUGCAGUAACACCUUCAUUGGUUUCAAAAACACAUUCAGACGUAUCCUCCAUAAGUAUAUUAAGAUCCUCUGUUACCACCUCGUCCUCGUUUAUACCGCAUUCAUCACGUGUUAUAUUAGCUACAGCAGCACCAUCAAAUCAAUCUCCUCACUACACAACAGCAGAAAAAGUUGGUAUAGGAUUCGCUAUAGCUGUUGGAAUCAUACUUUUCUGUUUGAUCAUUUGGUUUGUUCGAGUGAAGCGAAGAGAUAAUAAACACUACAAACUUUAUAACGACGACUUAUUUCAAAUACCUGGCUUUACAGAGUAUGGUGGUACUGUCCAAUUAAGUGAAUUGGGGACUAGUGAGUACGAAGAUAUAGAUGCGUCUCAUUACGAAAGGGAAAACCAACUGUUUGAUUUGACGGAUUCAUCGAAAAAAGGAUAUGCUAACCAGACAUUAGCAUGGGACAACUAACAACUACUUACGGCGAAUGUUAGCUACUAAAAAUGUGAUGUGUAUAUUUCCUAAUUUUAUUUAUUUUUCCAUAUAUAUUUUUU
Messenger RNA from Hydractinia symbiolongicarpus, 1557 nucleotides. Its product is annotated as mucin-2-like. The record is from RefSeq and is a predicted model, not a curated record. The coding region runs from base 53 to 1474 and encodes 473 amino acids. The transcript is spliced from 7 exons. NCBI's taxonomy places the organism in Eukaryota, Metazoa, Cnidaria, Hydrozoa, Anthoathecata, Hydractiniidae.